Lasiosphaeria miniovina is the source of this 727-nucleotide messenger RNA. RefSeq lists its product as uncharacterized. The coding region runs from base 176 to 592 and encodes 138 amino acids. The record is from RefSeq and is a predicted model, not a curated record. NCBI's taxonomy places the organism in Eukaryota, Fungi, Ascomycota, Sordariomycetes, Sordariales, Lasiosphaeriaceae. The transcript has a single exon.
GCGCUCUCCGCUCAGACCUAGAAAAUAAAACGCGCUCCAGUCUUUCCAAAACCUACCACGCUUCCUUUCCCUUUCCCUGAACAAAACUACGUAAGAUCUCGCGUAUUUCACAUCUAUUUGUCCACGAAGUCUUCGAAACCGCAAUAUAUACUCUCCUGCUCUAUAUCGUCAUAAGAUGUCGGCUCUAGAUGGUAUAGACGCCGCCUUACGCGCGGUGUUUCCCACCGCCAAAGAGCGCAGAAUGUCCUUGAGCCGCGCGUUCAAGGCAGUCAAUGACGGCGGAUAUUAUCCCACGGCCUUCCGGAGCGCCAAGUUAAUAUCUUUAGUCUUCGGCGAGGACGAAGACGGCGUCUUCUUAUUUAAGAAGACUAAAAUGACAUAUAAGAAACUCUGCAACAUAUUCCAAAUGGAAAUGGCAUUCUUGCUAUUGCCCAGUUUCUCGAUGACUCGGAGAUCAAGGAUGAGCCUCUUCCACUUGGUAAGUGCCACCAGUGAGGACGCAUAUGCCCUUAUAAGACUCUGGGACCCUCUUUUGUGCCUUUGCCUCCUCAUAGGCGCGACUCUUGGACGAUGGAGCUUUGCGAGGGCCUGAUGGUGUUUUAAGUGUGGUUUUGAGCCGCUUUGGCUUUGGGAGGCCGGAAGACUCCUCAUCAUCAUUAUCGUUGUCCUUAUCGAUAGAGGUAGCGCCGCUAGUAGGGGUAGUACCGGGCUUCUUGCUCUCAUUCCA